AUGUCGACUCUCAAUAUGUUGCCGGAGCAAUCCGCCUUUGGUCGCUCCGAUGCUGUCAAUUCCGGCCCCUCCCCCUUUGCCCAUCCCAAUGCCUUCUCCGGGGACUUUCUCGGACUCCCCCUCCCCGACGAGGAGCAUCUCUGGGGCUUGAGUCCCAUCUCCCCCUCCAUGCCCUCGUGGAACGGCAAGACCGACCAGACCUUUACCAACCCCAACUUAGAACGGGACCUCAAACACUCCCACGUCCGGAAUGGACAACCAACCCCGCCGCCCUAUGGGGACAAGAAGACCCACUCCGUUGGGGAUCUGUAUUCGCUCUCCUCCCAGUGCCAGUUCCACGGCUCCGCUGCCUCGUCCUUCCCCACCCAUCACGGCGAGCGGCGAACCUACGGGGACCACACCGGCCUCGAUGGCCUCGACGGCCCCGGUGGCACUUCCAAGCGCCGCAAGACGACCCGCGAGGCCAAGAUGUCCCAGGCCGAGUACGACGAGCAGCAGCAGGAGAAGGCUAAGCGCGAGAAGUUCCUGGAGCGGAACCGCCUGGCCGCCAGCAAGUGCCGCCAGAAGAAGAAAGAGCACACGCAGCUGCUGGAGUCCCGGUACAAGGAGCAGUCCGACAAGAAGGAGCAGCUCGUCUCGGAGAUUGCCCGUCUGCGCUCGGAGAUCCUAGGGCUGAAGAAUGAGGUGCUGAAGCAUGCUCAGUGCGGUGACGAGCCCAUCAAGCUCCAUCUGGCACAGAUGGUCAAGAAGAUUACCUACAAUGACUCGGCCGCUCCGGAUCUGACCGAUGUCGCCGACGCCGCUUCCUCGUCGGACGGCCCAGUGACCCCCCGGCCCCCGCAGGCGCUAUCCUUCGGCUUCGACGAUCCUCUGCACCUGGAGCCGUCGCGGCCAGGUGAGUCUCUCGACCAACCUCUCCGUCGGGACUCGGAAGCAUCCGCCAUGACGGAGAACUCGUAUGCGUUUUCCGCCGACGACAGCUUUGACGACCUGAUCAAUGUUUGA
Messenger RNA from Aspergillus clavatus NRRL 1, 1005 nucleotides. It is a transcript of the gene atfB, whose product is annotated as bZIP transcription factor atfB. Lineage: Eukaryota; Fungi; Ascomycota; Eurotiomycetes; Eurotiales; Aspergillaceae. The coding region runs from base 1 to 1005 and encodes 334 amino acids. Gene Ontology annotation, molecular function: DNA-binding transcription factor activity, RNA polymerase II-specific; RNA polymerase II cis-regulatory region sequence-specific DNA binding. The transcript has a single exon. The record is from RefSeq and is a predicted model, not a curated record. Gene Ontology annotation, biological process: regulation of transcription by RNA polymerase II.